AGGCCCUUUCCCCUGGCUGGCAGCGCGGAGGCCGCAAGAUGCCUGGAGUUACUGUAAAAGACGUUAACCAGCAGGAGUUCGUCAGAGCUCUGGCAGCCUUCCUCAAGAAGUCCGGGAAGCUGAAAGUCCCCGAAUGGGUGGAUACAGUCAAGCUGGCCAAACAUAAAGAGCUUGCUCCCUAUGAUGAGAACUGGUUCUACACACGAGCUGCUUCCACAGCACGGCACUUGUACCUCCGCGGUGAUGCAGGGGUUGGCUCCAUGACCAAGAUCUAUGGAGGACGGCAGAGAAAUGGUGUCAGGCCCAGCCACUUCAGCAGAGGCUCCAAGAGUGUGGCCCUCCCGGUCCUCCAAGCCCUGGAGGGGCUGAAAAUGGUGGAAAAGGACCAAGAUGGGGGCCGCAAGCUAACACCUCAGGGACAGAGAGAUCUGGACAGGAUUGCUAGGCAGGUGGCAGCUGCCAACAAGAAGCAUUAGAACAAAGGAUGCUGGGUUAAUAAAUUGCCUCGAGAUCGGAAAG
Messenger RNA from Acomys russatus (golden spiny mouse), 519 nucleotides. RefSeq names its product 40S ribosomal protein S19-like. Gene Ontology annotation, cellular component: cytosolic small ribosomal subunit; ribosome. Gene Ontology annotation, biological process: translation; ribosomal small subunit assembly. The record is from RefSeq and is a predicted model, not a curated record. NCBI's taxonomy places the organism in Eukaryota, Metazoa, Chordata, Mammalia, Rodentia, Muridae. The coding region runs from base 39 to 476 and encodes 145 amino acids. The transcript has 2 exons. Gene Ontology annotation, molecular function: RNA binding; structural constituent of ribosome.